AUUGGAAUAGGCGGAUUUAAAACAGCGCACCGAGGAUGGCUAACACUGACGGUACCUCCUAGCUCAGGUCUGGGGUCACGCGCGAGUCACAAGGUUGUUGUGAAACGACCAUUCCACAAAGUGUACCCCCAAGGCAAUAGCAUCGACUACAGAAUUGGACGCUUUGCGGCAGUCGACGAGCUCGCCAAGCUGUUCAGAGAGGCCAACGUCCUAUACUGGGCGAAGGCGCUUUUAGGUUUUGUGUAUGAUUUCAUCAACCACGCCAUUGCAGACGCAUCUGAUCCUCCGCCAUUCGCUAUUCCACAAGUGUGGUUUGUUGAAGCCGGUCUUGUGCUAUCUUACUCUCAAGGCAACAGCAAGUCUACAUUAAAGACAGGGACAACACGCACAGCUUUCCUCCUUGAGGAGGUUAUUGAGGGCGAAGAUUUCACCAAAUUUAUCCAUAAUAUGGAUCCUGACCCGCUGCUUGAC
Messenger RNA from Suillus bovinus, 471 nucleotides. RefSeq lists its product as uncharacterized. The record is from RefSeq and is a predicted model, not a curated record. The annotation marks the transcript as partial. Lineage: Eukaryota; Fungi; Basidiomycota; Agaricomycetes; Boletales; Suillaceae. The transcript has a single exon.